AUGGCCUCCACGGACAUGCGCGCGGUUCAGGCAAACCUGAACAGCCAGAAGAUGCCGGAGGGUGGAAAGGGACCGGAGGGGGGCGACUCGAGCAAGAAGGCCUCAUUCACCUACAACGCGGAGCGCGUGCUGGGCAGCGGGUCCUUCGGGAUCGUGUACCAGGCUCAGGUAGUCGAGACCGGGGAGUCCGUGGCCAUCAAGAAGGUGUUCCAGGACAAGCGGUACAAGAACCGCGAGCUGCAGAUCAUGAAGGAGCUGCGUCACCCCAAUGUGGUGGAGCUGAAGCAUGCCUUCUACACAUCCGGGGAUAAGCCUGGCGAGACCUACCUCAACGUGGUGAUGGAGUACUGCAGCGACACCGUGUACCGCGUCAUGAAACACUACAACAAGAUGAAGCAGCCGGUGCCGCACAUCUUUGUACAACUGUACUCCUACCAGAUGAGCCGUGCUUGUGCGUAUAUCCAUGCUGUGGGGAUUUGCCACCGCGACAUCAAGCCACAGAACCUUCUCGUGGACGGUCACACGCACGCGUUGAAGCUGUGCGACUUUGGCUCGGCCAAGCGGCUUGUGAAAGGGGAGCCCAACGUCGCGUACAUCUGCUCUCGGUACUACCGAGCACCAGAGCUGAUCUUCGGAGCUACGGACUACACGACAGUCAUCGAUAUCUGGUCGACCGCGUGCGUGACCGCCGAGCUCAUACUGGGGCAGCCCAUCUUCCCUGGGGAGAGCGGCGUGGACCAGCUCGUGGAGAUCAUCAAAGUGCUGGGUACGCCAACGCGUGAGGAGCUCACGGCGAUGAAUCCCAACUACACGGAGUUCAAGUUCCCUCAGAUCAAGCCCCAUCCCUGGCACAAGGUUUUCCGGACAAAGACGUCUCCCGAGGCCAUUGACUACGUCGCGAAGCUCCUGGUCUAUGAUCCCAAGACGCGCCCCUCGGGCCUCGAGUGCUGCAUGCACAGCCUGUUCGACCUGCUCCGCGAGCCCAGCACCCGCAUCAGCAGCACCAAGCCGCUGCCCCCCGGCCUGCUCACGUUCUCCCGGGAGGAGAUGUCGAUCAUGGACGCCGACCAGAAGGCGAGGCUCAUUCCCGAGGGGGCCACGGUGUCGUGGGGCCAGCUCGCCAAGUUGCUGCUGGACGAGAACAUUAUUGGCAACAUCGUGGGGAACUUCAACAUCUUCAAGGUGCUGAGCCACAUGGAGUUGGACAAGAUCAACCCACGUGGCGCCAACAGGAGCAACGCCGGCGGCGACCAGCGGCAGAACGCGGGGCCCAAGGCCCUGUGGCCGCAGGCGGAGGCCCUGCGCGAGGAGUUCGGCAGGUACCGCAAUGCCGUGAGCCUCGAGGAGUUCGUCGUCAUCAUGAAGUCCCAGGUCAAGAGCAUUUUUGAGCUCACCGCCCUCUUUGAGCUCGUGGAGGAAGAGAGGCAGCUGGUGGCUCAGCUUGUGGGCUUGUUCGAGACGAUCGACUUCGGCGGCAACAACUCCAUGUCGUGGGAGGACUUCACCAACUUCCUGGUCGACCAGGGCAUGAUCGAGGAGCGAGUCAAGGUGAACGCGAUCCGCUUCAACAGCAAGCCCGUCCGCUGCGACACGCUGCACACGCCGCACUGCGAGAAGGCCUUCUACUUGAAGAACUGGGACCGGAUAGCCUACGUGGAGCAGGGGUGCAAGUCGCUCAAGCUGUGCACCCCGGACAUGGCCCCCGUCCAGGAGGUGAGCGGACUGCCGCAGGUGCCGAUCUGCGCGGAGUUCUGCGCGGACUACCAGAGCAAGAGGGAGGCGUGGGCCACAUCGGAUCCAGUUUGA
Messenger RNA from Prorocentrum cordatum, 1806 nucleotides. The record is from the annotation of a GenBank genome assembly. Lineage: Eukaryota; Dinophyceae; Prorocentrales; Prorocentraceae.